Vitis riparia (riverbank grape) is the source of this 1700-nucleotide messenger RNA. Its product is annotated as SNF1-related protein kinase regulatory subunit beta-2. The coding region runs from base 476 to 1381 and encodes 301 amino acids. The record is from RefSeq and is a predicted model, not a curated record. Gene Ontology annotation, molecular function: protein binding. The transcript is spliced from 4 exons. NCBI's taxonomy places the organism in Eukaryota, Viridiplantae, Streptophyta, Magnoliopsida, Vitales, Vitaceae.
UUAGUAAUGGGGGAAGCCCGAAGCCCGAGUAUACGGUGGCUAUCAAGGAUUCAAGGCUAAUAAAGCCCUCUACAAUGCGAAAUUUGAGAGGAGAAAGCACUGAAAGCAGGAAGCAUCUUGGGAAAUUAGAGAGAAAAAAAUAACUUUGUCAAUGAUGAUGUGACGAGCAUCCCCCACUAAAACCCACAUCAUUGGGCCACCAUAAGAUCUUCCAAACUCAUCGGAAGAAUAACUCCACCUUUUUCCCCCACUCUGCUCUUGGUGCAUUCCAAAGCUACACUUUUUUCUUUGUUUUUAUUUUAUUUUUAUUUUUAAUUUUGCUUAAUUCUUUCGGAAAAUCCCAAAACUAGGCCUGUGCUUGUUGGGUGGCUCUUGAUUAUGUGUUUUUUUAGGUAAAUUUUGUGUUUUUGGGGUGGGGGAUAGUAUUGGGAAUCUUGUAGAUUAGGUUCUCCAAGUGGGUUUUGCCUUUUGAGAAAUGGGAAAUGUCAAUGGAAGAGAAGAUGGAGGUGGGAGCCCAUCUACGGUUGGGGUGGAGGAAGAGGGUGGUGGUGAUGGUGGUGGUGGUGGUAGUGGUGGUGCGCACCAAAACAUGGCUACUCGGCUUGAGACUCACGUUAGCUAUCAUGCAUCUAGUGGGUCGCCUGAGCUGAUGGGUCAAUCUCCUCCUCACAGCCCUAGGGCUACCCAGUCACCUCUGAUGUUCACUCCUCAGAUUCCAGUCAUUCCACUGCAAAAACCUGAUGAGAUGCUCAUCACAAACCAUUCGUGGAUGCAAGCUUCUUCAGGAUAUGAAGACAUGUGCAGUGAGCAAGGAAUUCCAACUAUGAUUACAUGGAGCUAUGGUGGCAAGGAAGUAGCUGUGGAGGGAUCAUGGGAUAAUUGGAAGAUAAGAAAACCCUUGCAGAGAUCAGGGAAAGAGUUCACCAUUAUGAAAGUGCUCCCCUCAGGUGUUUAUCAGUACAGAUUUAUUGUUGAUGGACAAUGGAGGUACAUUCCCGACAUGCCAUGGGCCCAGGAUGAUGCAGGCAAUGCUUACAACAUUUUGGACUUGCAGGAUUAUGUUCCUGAAGACCUUGAAAGCAUUUCUGGUUUUGAACCCCCACAGUCCCCAGACUCGAGCUAUAACAACUUGGAACUUGGUUCUGAGGAUUUUGCAAAGGAGCCACCCCUGGUUCCUCCACACCUGCAAAUGACACUGCUCAAUGUGCCUUCAUCUGCGGUGGAGAUUCCGCCUCCAAUGCCAAGACCUCAACAUGUAGUACUUAACCAUCUUUACAUGCAGAAAGGCAAGAGCGGCCCGUCAGUGGUGGCACUUGGUUCAACAAAUAGGUUUCGAGCCAAGUAUGUGACAGUUGUGCUGUACAAGUCCUUGCAGAGGUAAAAUAAGGUAUCUGGUCCAAAGUUGGAGUCUUUAAAUCCCCUUUAGGCAAUUGAUAUAUCUCGUGAAGAGGCAAAAUGUUGUGUUAAUUGCUUAAGUAAAAAUCUGAAGAGUCAUAUAAAAAACCUUGGGUAUUAUGCACAUAAUGCAAAUGCUGGAUGGCCAUCUGUGAUGUAUUUACUUAUUCCUCCCUCUGUACUGUUCAGCUGCUCUUUCCACUAGAAACCAUCAAGACAGACAAAAAAAUUUUGCAUUCCCAUUGUUAGAAAACCCUUAUAUUGCAGCAGAGGAAAAUAAACUUUAUUGGUGAAUUUCAUUUUAA